Messenger RNA from Colletotrichum graminicola M1.001, 753 nucleotides. RefSeq lists its product as uncharacterized. Lineage: Eukaryota; Fungi; Ascomycota; Sordariomycetes; Glomerellales; Glomerellaceae. The transcript has a single exon. The coding region runs from base 1 to 753 and encodes 250 amino acids. The record is from RefSeq and is a predicted model, not a curated record.
AUGAACUCUGAGGACAUCAUCCGGAUCAGCAGUAAGCGUCUGGGAGAUAACAGACCCGUCAUCGACCACCUUUCGGACGAUACAUUUGCCAUCCUUGGCCCCCGUGAGCAAGCCCACGUCAUGCUCGACAAGAUCCUCCGCCAUAGCGAUAAGCCUACAUUCACAUGCAUCGCGAGACUCGUUCCCGACACGGAGAAGGCGGUAACACCCAUCUCUACGGCGGGCGUGGCUCAGGGCGUGACACCUGGGGUCCUUCACCACGGCAUCGGCGAAACCAAGGUUGUUCCCGCUCCCGAUCUCGACGGCUCGGUGCUUUCCCGCCGCAGCCUUGAUGCUGCGCUGGAAAAGUGGUCAACAGGGGGCAAACCCGACAUCAAGCUAAAGUUUCUUGUCGAUGAGAUGGAACGCCUUGAGCCACAGGCCCGUUCCGUCGAGCUGCUCGUGAUACAGCGACUCGCAGCUAAGAACCCAAGGAUGACCGUUUUUGACUUCAACUCAAUGUUCUCAACAGCGCAACGAUACUGUUACAAUCAGAUAGAGAAGCAGGGGAAGACGCAGGUCGGCAAAGAUACAAUCUGCUUCAAUCUUCUCGUACACUUCUGGUUGAUGUCCAUCGACCCAAGUCUGGGUCCCGGGGUUUCACUUAGGUUGGGCCCUGAUAAUAUCACUUUCCCGUGGCACAAACUGAGGCCUAGCAAUAUGGCAGGUGGUCCUGAUCCGUCAUAUGAGAACUUCCUCCAGGAGCGCAAGUAA